Messenger RNA from Fonsecaea erecta, 684 nucleotides. RefSeq lists its product as hypothetical. Gene Ontology annotation, molecular function: Hsp90 protein binding; protein-folding chaperone binding. The record is from RefSeq and is a predicted model, not a curated record. Gene Ontology annotation, cellular component: cytosol; nucleus. Bases 1 to 684 code for a protein of 227 amino acids. The transcript has 3 exons. NCBI's taxonomy places the organism in Eukaryota, Fungi, Ascomycota, Eurotiomycetes, Chaetothyriales, Herpotrichiellaceae. Gene Ontology annotation, biological process: protein folding; chaperone-mediated protein complex assembly.
AUGUCGAACCAGGUUACUCCAGAAGGUACACUCUCCCUCUGCCGCAAAGAUUUCCAUACCAGCAAAGACUUUCACUCACCCAUUCUAUGGGCGCAGCGCUCAUCCGCCACUGAGCCAGAAAAGAACUACAUCUACCUGACGAUCAGCGUGCCUGAUGUCCCGCCCAAGUCUCUUAAACUCGACCUCAAACCCACCGGGCUCACCUUCACGGGCACAUCAGAGACCAAGAAGACUACAUACCAUCUUGAGAUGGAGUUUUUCUCUGAGAUCGACGUCGAGAACUCGAAGACGCAUCACACUGCGGCCAACAUCCAGAUGAUUCUCAGGAAGAAAGAACUCAAGGAGGAGUAUUGGCCACGCCUACUCAAGGACCCCGCAAAAGUACACUAUCUGCGCACAGACUUUGACAAGUGGGUCGAUGAGGAUGAGCAGAACGAAGCGCCGGAGGACGACUACAUGAACCAAUUUGGCGGUGGACUCGGAGAGGACGGCGGCUUUGGUGGUAUCGAUUUCUCCAAGCUCGGCGGCGGUGCUGGCUUGGGAGGCGAAGGCGAGGGAGCCGGAGCCGAGGGCGGCGAAGACAAUGACGAAGAGGAUGAUGACGACGACGACAUGCCGGACCUUGAAGAUGAUGAAGCCGAAGGUGACGCUAAAGGCAAGGGCAAAGGCAAGGAGGCGGCAUGA